AUGUCUGUGUGCGACCUGGGCCAUGCCUCCCGAAGAGCAAACUCGGCUAAGGACCAGGGACGCAGAUAUGCUCGCUGUCCCCUUUGUAACAGUGGCGUGGGGCCAGGGGACACCAGGGAGAGGCCACAGGUUCCUUGGGCCACAGUGCUGCUGGGGGUGGCUGCCGCUGGGGUCUCCGGGGACCGCGGGGGAACCCCUGGGAUAGAGCUGGCUGGUCCGGGGGCUUGGACUGACAGCUGGUUGCGGGUGGAGCCCCUUGACACCAGAUGUUGGAUGGGGCUGAGCAUCUUUCCAGCGCUGAAGGUUGUGGUGGACGGUGGGGAACUGUUCGGUUCCGUCCGGGGUCGUGACCCCGAGUCCACUGACCUGGGGCUCCCACUCGGCCGCAGAUGGGAGCCCGGGGCGCCGGAGAUGCGGGCGGAGCCCGAGGCUCCGGCGCCCGAGCUCUUCCGGGACGCCGCCUUCCCGGCCUCGGACGCCUCGCUUUUCUUCAACUUCUCCACGCCGCUGGCCCAGUUCCACGGGGACUUCACGUGGCGGCGGCCCCAGGAGCUCUGUGCAGCUCCCCGGCUGUUUCCAGAUACCCCCCAGGAGGGACAGGUGAAGCAGGGGCUGCUGGGAGACUGCUGGUUCCUAUGCGCCUGCGCAGCCCUGCAGAAGAGCCGGCGCCUCCUGGAGCAGGUCAUUCCGCCUGGACAGCCGAGCUGGCCCGACCCUGCCUACCGGGGCUCCUUUACCGGCUGCGUGUGGCAGUUUGGACACUGGGUGGAAGUGACGGUGGAUGACCGCCUGCCUUGCCUCGCCGGCAGACUCUGCUUCUCCCGCUGCCACAGCGAGGAUGUGUUCUGGCUCCCCCUGCUGGAGAAGGUCUAUGCCAAGGUCCACGGGUCCUAUGAGCACCUGUGGGCAGGGCAGGUGGCAGAUGCCCUGGUAGACCUGACCGGCGGCCUGGCGGAAAGGUGGAGCCUGAAGGAUCUAGCCAGGUCCAGCGGGCCCCAGGACGGGCCGGGACACAGGGAGCUGCGGCAGCUGCUUCACUUGAAGAACAGGUGUGGGCUGAGCUGCUCGGUGCUCAGCCCGAGAGCAGGAGUCCAAGAGCUGGGGGAGUUCCAUGCCUUCAUCAUCUCGGACCUGUGGGAGCUGCACAGCCCAGCUGCCAAGGGUGCCCUGCUGUUCCGCAUCCACAACCCCUGGGGCCGGCGCUGCUGGCAGGGGCCCUGGAGAGAGGGGGGUGAAGGCUGGAGCCAGGUGGAGGAGGCGGAGGCCACAGCAUGCCUAUCCCAGCUGCAAGAGGGCGAGUUCUGGGUGGACGGGGAAGAGUUCCUCCGUGAGUUUGAUGAGCUCACAGUCAGCUUCCCCAUCUCGGAGGAAGGCCACCUGCAGAGCCUUCACUCAGGAAAGACACUGUAUCACAGGCAGGCACUGCCUGGGGCCUGGGUCCGAGGGCAGUCGGCUGGAGGGUGUCGGAACAACAGUAGCUUCCCUAGCAACCCCAAGUUCUGGCUGAGGGUCUGGGAGCCGAGCGAGGUGUGCCUGGCCGUCCUGCAGAGGCCCAGGGGGGUCACAGGGAACAAGCAAGCUGCAUGGAGCCUGGCCAGCCUCCCGGGCAAGGACCUUCAGGCUGUGGGCCUCCAUGUGUGGAAGGUGGAAAAGCGGCGGGUCAACCUGCCCAGAGUCCUGUCGGCACCCCCUGCAGCCAGCACCACCUGUCACACAUAUGACCGCGAGGUCCACCUACGCUGUGAGCUUUCCCCAGGCUACUACCUGGUCGUGCCCAGUACCUUCCUCAAGGAUGUGCCGGGUCAGUUCCUGCUCCGAGCUUUCUCUUCGGGGCAGGUCUGCCUCAGUGCCAUCAAGUCGCCUGCUAGGUGUCCGGGCCCUGGGGGCGCCCUGCCUGCCGGGGAGUGGGAGACCAUUCAGCUGCAGGGAUGUUGGCGGGCCGGGCAGACGGCAGGCGGCAGCAGGAACUUCGCCUCGUACCCCAGCAACCCCUGCCUCCCCUUCACUGUGCCCGCCGGUGGCGAGGGUGCCCGCUGCGUCCGCAUCUCGCUGCGCCAGCACUGCCCAGAGGGCGCAUGCCACCCCAUCGGUUUCCAUGUCUUCCAGGUUCCCGAGGGUGGCGGGAGCCGGGACGUGUCCUCCCUACUGCCUCAGGAGCCACUGUCCAGCUGUGUGCCUCACCGCCACGCCCUGGAAGUGAGCCAACUGUGCCGCCUGCCUGCAGGCACCUACGGAGUGGUGCCCUCCACCUACCAGCCUGACACAGAGGCGGCCUUCACCGUCAUCAUAGCCACCAGGAUCGACCGGCAGUCCCUCCAGAGUCGGGAGAGCCUGGGCCAGCCCCUUCAGGAGGCCUCCUUCACGGCUGUGAUGCAGACCUGA
Molecule: messenger RNA, 2382 nt
Organism: Chrysochloris asiatica (Cape golden mole)
Lineage: Eukaryota; Metazoa; Chordata; Mammalia; Afrosoricida; Chrysochloridae
Gene: CAPN10
Product: calpain 10
Biological process (GO): proteolysis
Cellular component (GO): cytoplasm
Molecular function (GO): calcium-dependent cysteine-type endopeptidase activity
Source: RefSeq, a predicted model, not a curated record